Molecule: messenger RNA, 2261 nt
Organism: Athene cunicularia (burrowing owl)
Lineage: Eukaryota; Metazoa; Chordata; Aves; Strigiformes; Strigidae
Gene: DUSP5
Product: dual specificity phosphatase 5
Exons: 5
Coding region: 1-1020 (339 amino acids)
Biological process (GO): endoderm formation; negative regulation of MAPK cascade; protein dephosphorylation
Cellular component (GO): nucleus; cytoplasm
Molecular function (GO): protein tyrosine/threonine phosphatase activity; MAP kinase tyrosine/serine/threonine phosphatase activity
Source: RefSeq, a predicted model, not a curated record
AUGCUCUGCUAUGUUGUGGCCCACAUAGCAUAUGCUGAUGUACAAGCUGCGAGCCCUCUGUUCCUCUUCCCUACCACGGCCGUCAGACAUUGCCUUCCUUCCUGCGUGCUGUCGCAGGCUGACCCUCAUGUUCAAAUGGUGCAGGUGGAGUGCGUGGAGGAGAUGACGGAGCCAGGAGUUUCUGAAGCCCACAGCUUCAGAGAGUUUCAGUUUACAGAAGAAAUGAAUAUACAUCAGGCUGUAGACCUUGGGCCAGGGGGAUAUGAAACCUUUAACUCACAAUAUCCUGAGUGCUGUGUGGAUGGAAAACUCCUUUCCCCAGAGAGGACUGAGGCAGAGAGAAACCUCACCAGCCACUGUGAGAAGCAGAGUGCCAACCACAAACCCGCGUAUGACCAGGGCGGUCCAGUUGAAAUCCUGCCUUUUCUCUACCUUGGUAGUGCCUAUCAUGCUUCCAAGUGUGAAUUUCUUGCCAACCUGCACAUCACAGCCCUGCUCAAUGUCUCCAGGAAAAGCUCAGAGUCAUUCAAAGACCAGUAUUGCUACAAGUGGAUCCCUGUGGAGGACAGUCAUACAGCAGACAUCAGCUCACACUUCCAGGAAGCCAUUGACUUCAUCGAUUAUGUCAGGCGAACCGGGGGCAAGAUCCUGGUGCACUGUGAAGCAGGGAUUUCACGCUCUCCCACCAUCUGCAUGGCAUAUCUCAUGAAGACAAAGAAGCUCUGCCUGGAGGAAGCCUUUGAUUACAUCAAGCAGCGCCGGAGCCUGAUCUCACCAAACUUUGGUUUCAUGGGCCAGUUGCUACAAUAUGAGUCUGAGAUCUUGUCUUCCACUCCCAGUCCCCCUGUUGCCUCGUGCAAAAGAGAAGCUGCAUCUUUCUUUGCAGAAGAACUGACAUUAGGCAAAAACUUUGAAGGCUCAUGUUUCGCCUUUCCUACCUCAGUGUUGAGUUCUGUGCCCAUCCACUCUCCCGUCCACCAGCUGAAACUCAGCCCAAUGACAGCAUCUUCGUCCUGCUGAACAUCCUGGGGAGAUUGGAGCUGGUGUCUGAUCUGAACUGUGACCCCAACAAGAACAUUUCAUGAACGUGCAAUAGAGAAACCUCAUCGACUUAGUCUGAGAGGGAGUGGUUGUCGUGGGUCAUACUUGCUGUAUGCUGACUGUAAGACGCAAGUGCUCUAAGUGUGGCAGGUUUUCUGAACUUUUAUUGUCUUUUUUUAAAGAAAGAAAAAGUGCUUUUUUUAGGUUUUUAUCCUCAGAGUGUGCACCCACUACUGUAUUUCCAGAUUCUCUGGGAGCAACGAGAAAUCUGUUUAGUAUGUUCUCAGUUCCCACCUCCUUCCCUUCUUAUUUUUGAAAAGACCCUUAUUUAAAGUUUCAAGCAAUAAACAGCAGCAGCAGGGGAGAAAGCAAAAUGAAAAGCACCACCUUUGCAACCACAGAAGUGGUGGGAGUGAAUAUUCAUUCUGCUUUUUCUCUGGCUUUCCUCUUCCCCUUCUCCUAUGUCACGUUUCAGGGAGCAAAGCGCUGGGGUGGCGGGAGGAAGCUCUUUUUCCCAGGACACUUGCACAACCAGGUGAAAAUCCCUUCUUCUGUUCCAGCCUCUGAAGUGUCAGGUAUUGACCACAGUGUAACUGGAUACCAAACCAGACCAUGGAUCCAUUCAGGUGUGGCAUUUCCUGUACUUCUGCAUUUGCCUUUGUACUGGGUGUGCUUUUAACUAAGGCAGGGGAUUUAACUGAAGCUACUAGGCUACCCUGCUGAGCUAUUAUCCUCACAUCUGUUAUUUAAGAACAGCCCUAGAAUACUUGAAUGUCUCCACAAUCCUCAUCUGAGUUAUUUCCCAUCAGAUAACACUGUAACUGCUGGAUCUUACACCAAAAAAAACCUGACAAGUUUAGCUCCAAGCCAACUCUUUCUCCAUCCCUUCCCAAGCGUUCCCGAUGUGUAUCGUGUGUGUCAAGUGGUCUUGUUCAGUGUUAUGUGGCUUGCUUAGUGUGUGUGUGUGGUCACCCCUAGCCAGCCUUUGUCCAUGAAAAAUCAGUUUUUCUCUCUUGCUCGCAUUGGCUUCUGUGUCUGCAGGGAGUUUGGAAUGAGUGUCUCUCUUUGUCUGUUGACCUUUUUAUUUUUUUUUUAAUAUGUAAUGUGUAUGGGAAAUGGCAAUAAUUUCCAGGAGAUCUCGUGAAUGUGAAAGAAAAUCUGCAAUGGUUUUUAUGGAGUGUAAAAAAAAAAAAAAACAAAAAACAAACUAAUAAAGGAAA